AUGCCCACCAACGGGCUGCACCAGGUGCUGAAGAUCCAGUUUGGCCUGGUCAACGCCGCCGACCGCUACCUGACCGCCGAGCACUUUGGCUUCCAGGUCAAUGCCUCGGCGCCCAGCCUCAAGCGGAAGCAGACCUGGGUGCUGGAGCCCGACCCCGGGCAGGGCUCGGCCGUGCUGUUCCGCAGCAGUCACCUGGGCCGCUACCUGGCGGCGGAGGAGGAUGGCCGUGUGUCCUGCGAGGCCCAGCGACCCGGCCCCGACUGCCGCUUCCUGGUGCGGCCGCAGCCUGACGGGCGCUGGGCCCUGCAGUCCGAGCCGCACGGCCGUUUCUUCGGCGGCACGGAGGACCAGCUGUCCUGCUUCGCCACGGCCAUCUCCCCGGCCGAGCUAUGGACCGUGCACCUGGCCAUCCACCCGCAGGCCCACCUGCUGAGCGUCAGCCGGCGGCGCUAUGUGCACCUGUGUCCCCAGGAGGAGGAGAUGGCAGCGGACAGCAACACGCCGUGGGGCGUGGACGCCCUGGUCACCCUCACCUUCCAGAGCCGCCAGUACUGCCUACGCGCCCGCGACAGCCGCUACCUGCGCAGCGACGGCCGCCUGGUCUGGGAGCCUGAGGCCCGUGCCCGCUACACGCUCGAGUUCAAGGCCGGCAAGCUGGCCUUCAAGGACUGCGAUGGCCGCUACCUGGCGCCUGUGGGGCCCGCGGGCACCCUCCGGGCCGGCCGCAACCUGCGGCCCAGCAAGGACGAACUCUUUGACCUGGAGGAGAGCCACCCGCAGGUGGUGCUGAUGGCCGCCAAUCACCGCUAUGUGUCCGUGCGGCAAGGGGUCAAUGUCUCAGCCAAUCAGGAUGAAGAACUGGACCACGAGACCUUCCUGAUGCAAAUUGACCGGGAGACAAAGAAGUGCACCUUCUAUUCCAGUACUGGGGGCUACUGGACGCUGGUCACCCAUGGGGGCAUCCAGGCCACAGCCACACAAGUUUCUGCUGACACCAUGUUUGAGGUGGAAUGGCGAGGCCGGCGGGUGGCUCUGAAGGCCAGCAACGGCCGCUACGUGUGCAUGAAGAAGAACGGGCAGCUGGCGGCCGUCAGCGACUUUGUGGGUGAGCGAGCUUGCCGCGCGUGCCCGGGGGUCCGUCUCCCAGGCCCCGCAGGGCGGCACUCGAUCCGGGGGCCCCCAGGCCAGGAUGAGGAGUUCUCGCUCAAGCUCAUUAACCGGCCCAUCCUGGUGCUGCGCGGCCUGGACGGCUUCGUGUGCCAGCGCCGGGGCUCCAGCCAGCUGGACACCAACCGCUCCAUCUACGACGUCUUCUACCUGAGCUUCAGCGACGGCUACCUGCGCGGCGGCGCCCCGGGCCUGCUGCGCGCCGACGCGGACGCGCCCGCGGGGGCAGCGCUCUGGGAGUACUGA
Molecule: messenger RNA, 1413 nt
Organism: Echinops telfairi (small Madagascar hedgehog)
Lineage: Eukaryota; Metazoa; Chordata; Mammalia; Afrosoricida; Tenrecidae
Gene: FSCN2
Product: fascin actin-bundling protein 2, retinal
Exons: 5
Coding region: 1-1413 (470 amino acids)
Biological process (GO): establishment or maintenance of cell polarity; cell migration; actin filament bundle assembly
Cellular component (GO): actin cytoskeleton; cytoplasm
Molecular function (GO): protein-macromolecule adaptor activity; actin filament binding
Source: RefSeq, a predicted model, not a curated record